UACAGGUAAGUGUUGGGAAAGGCUGGCGAACAGCUUGAGAUUGAAUGCCCUUACAUGUGUGCAGGUACAGGCACUGCAGACUGUACUUUCUAAGCAAGUGGACUGCAUUACUUUGGGUGGUGCUGCUAAGAUUUUUACGUACCGUUAAUUCUGUUGCUUGUUCUGCAUGUUUGUUUAGAAAUAAAAGCACUGUUCACAUCUAAUCUGACCGAUACAAUAAAAGAAUAGACUUGUGGAAUGCAAAAUAUGUUGGUUUUAAACAAAAUCAACGUUGUAAACACAAAAUUUUAGUCUGUAAAUGUAUUAAAUUGUAAUGCUCUACUAUUCGUAUGAUAGAAGAAAUGGGAAAUACUUCACUUGUUUGUGGAGAAAAAGUACUGUAUCUCUACAAUUAUACCUGUGCCCUAGGACAUGGUGUCGUGUUACAGCUAAACAACAUAAGUAUGUGCUGUUGCUAAAAAUGACUGGCUUCUGAUUUCCUCACCCCUGACUGCCUGUCCUCACUGCUUUGCAUGGUUGCAGGUGUGACUCUUCACACAGGCUUCUCCGUGCAAGAUUAGCCCUUUGAAUAAGUAGUUUUCCAUGCGGCCCCUCGUAGCACAAGGAAAGGAGCAGGACCACAAUCUGGAGACGGACUUACCUCUACAGCGAAGCUGAUUUAGCAUCAAAUUGCAUCCUGUUUCACAAAAAGCACUGCAGGAGCUGCAAGGCACCAGCCAUGCUCCCCUCCCAGCCUCUCCUGCACGGUGCCGUGCUGGCACUUGCUGCCCUUCAGACCCUGGCCUCCGACACCUUCAUUGCAGCGGUCUAUGAGCACGCCGUCAUCCUACCAGAUGCCACUUACAAGCCUGUUUCUCCUGACAAUGCUUUGGCCCUCAUGAACAAAAACAUGGAUGUCUUGGAAGGAGCCAUCAAGGAAGCUGCCCAGCAGGGUGCCCACAUCAUUGUGACUCCUGAAGAUGGCAUUUAUGGCUGGCGUUUCACAAGAGAAUCCAUCUACCCCUACCUGGAGGAUAUCCCUGAUCCAUCAGUGAACUGGAUUCCCUGCACUGACCCCACAAGAUUUGCCCCAGCACCAGUGCAGGAACGGCUCAGCUGCAUGGCCAGGAAUAACUCCAUCUAUGUCGUUGCAAACAUCGGGGACAAGAAGCCAUGUAACUCCAGUGAUCCCCGUUGCCCCAGAGACGGUCGCUAUCAGUACAACACCGAUGUCGUCUUUGACCCAGAGGGGAAACUGGUGGCUCGUUACCACAAGUAUAAUCUAUUCAUGUCAGAAACUCAGUUUAAUUACCCAAAAGAGCCAGAAGCCAUCACCUUUGAAACCCCUUUUGGGAGGUUUGGCAUUUUCACUUGCUUCGAUGUCCUUUUCCACGAGCCUGCUGUGGUCCUGGUGAGUGAGUUGCAGGUGGACACCGUUCUUUUCCCGACGGCUUGGAUGAACGUCCUGCCCUUUCUGACUGCGGUUGAGUUUCACUCUGCCUGGGCUAUGGGCAUGGGUGUCAACUUCCUAGCUGCCAAUACACACCGCACCAGCAAGUCUAUGACAGGGAGCGGUAUUUAUGCACCAGACAGAGCCAGAAAAUACUACUACAAUAUGAAAACUGAGGAUGGUCAUCUCCUCAUUGCUGAACUUGAUUCACACCCUCAUCUUUCUCCUGCCUCCCCACCUGCUGUCAACUGGAGCUUAUACGCUUCAAGUGUCAAAAGAUUCUCACCAGAUGACCAUGAUUUCGAAGGACUCAUCUUCCACGAUCGGUUCACUUUCACUGAGCUCACUAAGCAUGAAGGGAGUCUCACUGUUUGCCAGAAAGACCUCUGCUGUCACUUGAGCUAUGAGAUGGCAGGGAAACAAGAAGAUGAAGUUUAUGUGCUGGGUGCUUUUGACGGGCUUCAUGUUGUUGAAGGACAAUACUAUCUUCAGAUCUGCACGCUGCUCAAGUGCAAGAGCACAGACCUGAACACAUGCGGGCAGCCGGUGGAGACUGCGCAGACUGAGUUUGAGAUGAUCUCCCUCAGCGGCACGUUUGGCACCAACUAUGUCUUUCCAGAAGUCUUGUACAGCGAGGUGCAGCUGGCUCCUGGGGAGUUUGAGGUAUUGAAUGAUGGGCGCUUCGUAAGUAAGACGAGACCAACAAAACCAGUCGUCACUGUGACGCUUUUUGGACGGUGGUACGCAAAGGACCCACAGCAACCACCCUUCCCAUGAUUUUACCAUAACUGAAGCUGUACACUGUUAAUCUUAUGUCAAAAUGAGAUACAGCAUCUUCUACUGAAACAAUCCUAAUUAUGUUUCUUAUUUCCAGUUGCACAAGCUUCUUCUCAAUGUGCUUUGUUUAGUAAUAAUGCAGCAGUAUUAUGUGAUUGCUACCAUUUAUUGAGAAGUAUCUGCUUCUGUAUCAAAAGAUUACUAAUCUUUUAUUAGUAGAAAACAGCAGUUGUGUUUCUCUCUCUGUUUUCUGGAUUUUUAUUUUUCUAGCUCUCAGAAAAUCUGUAUUGUAGACCAGAGGAUACAUUCUUAUUAAAAUAGAGCAUUGCAUAUUUUAUAAUUGCAGAUUAUUAUGAGUAAAUAAAAUAGUGAAAGAUGUGA
Columba livia (rock pigeon) is the source of this 2587-nucleotide messenger RNA. RefSeq names its product pantetheinase. The transcript is spliced from 8 exons. Bases 719 to 2206 code for a protein of 495 amino acids. Gene Ontology annotation, molecular function: pantetheine hydrolase activity. Gene Ontology annotation, biological process: pantothenate metabolic process. NCBI's taxonomy places the organism in Eukaryota, Metazoa, Chordata, Aves, Columbiformes, Columbidae. The record is from RefSeq and is a predicted model, not a curated record.